GACGUCACACUGUCUGCAUCGCUGUGUUGCGUUAUGGUGGGCUUGCACAUCGCGAAAAUACAUGCAAAAGCAAUGAAUUGUUAAGAAACCGCUGAGCAGAGAUGAUGCCAGAGGUACAAACAUCAAGCACCGGACUUACUUCUGAGAUCUUAGAUGAAUAUUUAUUUCAACAUUGAGAAAAUCGAUUUUGCAUCCGAAGUUGAGCAUCAUGGAACUUGCAGAUUACUCAGUCACUGAUCCACUCCCUGCUGAAGCAAAUCCAGGCUAUGGAUCACUUUCACUCUCCGAGCAUCUGUCUGCUUCUGAAUCCCCAGCAGAUCCCAUUGUACAUGUAAUAGAUGGUACAUCCCAGAACAGUGGUCUUGAGUUGAAACUCGACCUCUACGUUCCAGCGCAUCCAUUAAUAGAACCAAUAUCUCCUGCAGAGGAGCAAUGUGCAUUUCCCAUGGCAACACAAGGGACCAGCACACAACCUGAAGCUACUGAAGAAGAAACAAAUGAAACUGGUGACAUCACAGGCUUUCCCUUCGAAACUCGGUCAAACCAGGCCGAGCCGAACUCGGAAACUCUCACAGUAGCGGCAUGUGAACCAGCACCUGACACUACGAGCUCAUCAGACGGUGCUACAUUACAAGUACCUGUGUUUGUAGAUCCCACAGACUGCAAUGUAGCACCAUGUGUUCCUGCGAAAGAAUUUGUUAAAGGCACCCAGGAAAUAACAUCUGAUCCUGCACUCUCCAAAGAGACCAGAUGUGAAACAGAUUCCAUUAAAGACUCCAAUACAGAUGUAUCCAGAGGCUGCACAGAAGACACUGUUAGAAAAAACAUCCCUCCAAAGAAGGACAAAUAUGCCCCACUAAAAAUCCAUCCAAUGCCUCUCUCCUCAUCUCAAAUUUCACUACAUUGCCUAGAAUGUCACAUCAUCUUCAAGGACCACAAAAGCAAGCAGCGCCACAUCAAAAUAAGCCAUCCCGCAGAGUAUGCUCAAAACAUGCUGACCGACGCUCUCUUUGCCUGCUAUGUCUGUGAUCGGCAUUUCGCCUGCUCCGUGGAUCUCAGGGCCCAUCAAAGCACACACACAGAGAAAGAGCGAUUUAGGUGCCCACUCUGUAAUGAGGCCUUCACAAGAUCUACCGACCUAACAAGUCACAAGAAAAUCCACAUUAGCAAACAGGGCUACUCUUGUUUAGAGUGCGGCAAGCCUUGUAAAACCCUCACGCUGCUCAAAUACCACCAGCGAGUACACACCGGCGAAAAGCCUUACAUUUGCCUACAGAAAAACUGUGGCAAGAGGUUUACCAUGCCUAAGUCUCUUCUGAAACACUUAGACAGACAUAAGGAAGAUGAUGCUGAGGGUACCGCUGACCAGAAAAAGGCUUUGACCACCACAAAGAUAAAGAGGAAUAAAGGUACAAAUGAAUGGAAAUUCAAAUGUUCACAGUGUGAUGCAGUCUUCAAGACGUCUAAAACACAACUUCUUCACAUGAAAAACAAACACUCUCAGGACAAAGUGAUGGAGUCGCAAAGCAGCAUUGCAUCAGUGGCACAACCAAAACAACCAGGAUUUAUUAUAACCCAGACAACAGCUGGACAACCACAGAGUGCAGAAGCUGUUGUGCCUAUACCACAGCAAAUAGAUGUGCUGGAUGCUGAGCAAAUUAAAAGAUUAAUCGAGAAAUUUGAAAAUGUGAAAAAAGUGAACCAAUUGGUUAUACUUCCUUUUCAGACACAAGGCACUGGGCUGUUUCAUCCACAAGGAUUAAUGCAACCAUUGCAUUUAGAUUUUACUGAGUCGACAGUUCAGCCAUCAGAAUGCAAGAAAAUGGUCACGGAUCUGUCAAAAGAGCAAAAUGAACACCAAAUAUCAACAGCGAUGGAAGAUAUGCAGCAAAAGGAAACUGUGGGUCUGUCACAGGAGGAAAAAACGAAUACUUUGUCAGACAACCCAGACUCAAGACUUGAAACUCAAAUGGCACCUGCCGUGCUGACUGAGGAACAGACACAAAUGGAUGUAAUUCAUCUAGAACUUAUACCAGUUGAGCCUGAAACUUCAAUUUGGCUGGAUCAGACACCCUUGCAGAAUGAUUCUGUUUCUGAGCAGGCACAAACAGCAGAUUUGGAGCAAUUGCUAGGCACACAAGACAAUGCAACUUUGGAGACAACAACCGAAACAACUUCAGUUCCACUAACUGAAACAGAAACGCCUCUUAAUGUUGAAGAGGAAAAUGCAUCGCUGACAAAUGAAAUAACAGUAUCAGAGAAGGCUAUUACUAAAGCAGACACGCUGUGUUCUGAACAAAUACAAGAUUCAAAAGACUUGGAAUCAGACUCAAAAGUGCUGUGUGGACAGAGUGACACAGUCAAAAUAAGUGAGCCUCAAGAACCUAAACAAAACCAAGCUCAAAAGGACCAAGUUGUUUCAGAGAAAGAACUGUCUAGUGUUGAACAAUCUCAUACUAAACAGCGCCCCCUGUACAAUUUGCCGAAUGACACAUCAACGGCCUUACAACCAAAACUACGAAAAAAGAAAAAACCCUCAAAGCAGAAGGUAUUGACCAAACCCAACAAAUCCAAACAAAACCAAAGUCAGCAAAAAAGUGAGCAAAACAAAGCUGUUAUUUUGUCAAAGCAUGACAUGCAUUUUAAACAAAAAUUACAACAGGAUAAAAAAGAAAAGGGGAUUGAAGGUAAAUCAGAAGUAAAAUCGAAAUGUCAAACAAACAGUGUGGAAAACAACGUUUCAGCGGUUCCACAAGCAACACAAACGAAACCCCAGAAAAGGAAAAUGAAGAGUCAGAACAAUUUAAUUAAGAAAGCUAAGACUGUCCAAGAGCCUCAACAAGAUGAAACGUUGGCACCUGUGCAAAAGAAGAAGCAAAGCAAGACGUCUCAAGAAGAUGGUCCCAAGAAAUCCAAAGUUAGAAAAACCCAAACAAAUGAAUUUCCGGUCAAGGUUAAAAAACCCAAAACAAAUGAUUUUCAGGUCAAGGUUAAAAAAACGCAAACGAAUGAUUUUCAGAUCAAGGUUAAAAAAACGCAAAAGAAUGAUUUUCAGAUCAAGGUUAAAAAAACGCAAAAGAAUGAUUUUCAGAUCAAGGUUAAAAAAACGCAAAAGAAUGAUUUUCAGAUAAAGGUUAAAAAAACAACAACAACUGAUUUUCAGAAAAAUGUUCACAAAAUUCCAAAGCAUAAAGCAGCCAAGAGAAAAAGAACUCCUGACGCUGCAGACCAAGCUCAAAUAGAGCAACAAGCUUUGCUGUUAUUGAAAGGCCACAAGCAGCCUCAACUGAAAGUACACAAAUUGGAUGCAACUGAACUAGAAAAAUCCCCUCCAAACAAGUACGAUGCAAAGGAGCCUUCGAGUAAAUCCCUCAAUGUAACGCAACCAAAGAAAACCAAAUCAACUGGAAACAAAAUGUUAUGCAGUGAACCCUUGUCUCCUGUUGACAGCAGCUUUACUUCUGCGUCUUCAACGGGAAAGCCGAAGAUUUUACGGAAAAGAAAAGCACCUACUAAGAUAGAUCAGGAAAUUGCACUGAGCCCUCCAUAUUCCCGACUUACUCUUGGGUGUCAAGACUGUGGGAAGACGUUCUCGGAGGUGUCCGCUUUACAGGAACACAUGGCAUCUUUCCACUCUGCUGAAAACAUGGCCCAACAAGAUGAGGCCGUUGACAUGACAAAGGAAUGUGACAUGAGACAUAGCGAAAAACAAAUUCAACAUAAUGUUUUUGAAAUUCAAGUAGCGACAGAUUGGGAAAUGGGAGAGAUUUUGGGAGACAGGGAAGAGCAGAGACUUUCAUUUCCAGUGCUAAGUCCAUCUCCUUCACUGAUGCUACCUUCAGGAUGUGUUGAAGGAAAGGAACAGGAAGACAAAGAGGUUGAAGGAACUGUUUCUGGACCCGAGCAUCCUCCUGAAAAUAAUCCUGAAGAGUUUCCAGUCGUAGUCGAAAAUAUUGUGCAUCAAGAAGAGGUCACAGAAAGUACAGAAGUGAGUGACAAUCUGUUAGACAAAGAAGCAAGCAGAGCUGGAGGGAUCAUGACAGAAACCUCUGGCUCUGAACUUAAAGAUGCUGCGGAGGAAGAAAUUAAAGAAGAAUUGUCCCUAGAGGUGAAUUUAGUCAUGGUUGGAGAUCAAACUGAGGAGAAUCAUAGCCCUCAGAUAAACAAUCUUUCAAGUGCCUCUCAAGAACAUGAGACUGAAGAAUUGAGCAAUUCUCAUCCAUGUUCUCAGCCUGAACAGACUGCAAAAGAUGCCGAGGUAGUAAUGACUGAAAAUGUUGUUCACAGUGUUAUUGAACCAGAGAUAAAGCAAGAAGAAGAGGAGGUGCUUGUACACAGAGUUGAUGAACAGAAAAGAGCGACAGGAAGAAGUUCAGAGACAAGGGGUAAGAAAGGUGUUGGAAGAGGGCAGGGUAAGAGACUGGUUGGAAAAAGGUCCAGCAGAUUGAACAAAAGUAAAAAGGACAUGGAUGCAAAAAAAGAUUCACAGGAUUGUCAAGUUGUCUAUCAGCUGUGUGUACUCAGGGAUACUCCAGAGGGACAGGACAAAGAAACAGACAAGAAUGGAGGUAACACAACCGAAACUUGCGUAUUGUCAUCCUCUGAGGAGAGUCCUGAGGAUCAGGUCGUUUUUGAGCUGGACUCUGUUACCACGAGUGUAACAGAGGUGAUAAAUUCCCAAGAUGGUUCAUUUAUUGAGCAAUCUACAGAGCUGGCUAGAGAUGACAGGUCUCCUGGAAUCAUACUGGAAAAAUUCUUGACGGCUUGUGAGAGAAAUGUGGAACCUCCUAACAGCCAGAGUCAAUGGAAACAGGCUAACUCAGCUAGCACAGCUGCUGACGUGAAGUUAGAAGAACGUUCUUCAAAUCAGGCUGUCCUCGGUCAGGCAUCUUCUGAGAGGGGUUUCAUGCGUGGAGUCCAAAUGUUUUUGGUAAAAGCAGAAGAGCACUUGUCUGUGAAUGAUCCUGUUAUAUUCCAGGCUCACCAGCCCACUGAUAUCCACCAUGCUUCAUGCCAAGAUAAGACCAUUGGUAAGAACAGAGACGGCAUCUCCUCUGACUCUCAUGUAGUUCCCCUGCAGUCCUACAGCAAGCAGUGUAUUUUUUAUCCUGUUAAAGAGGAAGACAAAGAACAUCUGGUGGAGCCUCCUCAUACAGAUCAGAAGUGCUUGGAUUCAGAGGGGAUGGAAGGGGUUUCAUCUGGAUUAGAAGAAUGUGGGGAAAUGGGAUCGGUACAAAUGGAAAUGCCACAUCUGUACACAAGCUCUGAAGAUGGUGAUGUUAGUGGGGAGCAGCAAAGCACCCAAGGAUUUUUAGAAUUCCUCUCUCAGAAUUCAGAUGCUGGUGAUUCUGAUAUCGUCCAUUCUGAGCCAGAAGCUGAAACCAUUCUGAUGUCUUGUUACCAUGGUAUACAGAAUAGUGCUACAGUACAUCCAAACGAAGUAGAGAGAUGUGGUCCUAGUGGCAGAAGAAAUGUGUGUCUGUCUCAAACAGUCCACACAGAAGCAGGAAGACGGCUAAACUGGAAGCCCAUUAACUACUUCAGUCAGUAUUUUAGCUGGAACACAUGGACGGAAAUUGCUGUCUGCACACGAGAAAUGUCAGAACUCCCAAACCCUGUUACAGAAAAAGAGGUUGCGCAGUAUGUAGGAAUCCACAUUGCAAUGGGAACUCUCAAGUUUCCCAGCACAAAGCUCUACUGGGAAGACCUCACCAGAGUCCCUCUAAUCUCUGAUGCCAUGUCUGCUUUAAGAUUCUGUGAGCUCACUCGUACACUAAGGCUUGCAAGGGCUGAUGGACCUUUUGCGGAGACAAAUAGUGAUAAUCAGACUGAAGAAACGUCCAUAUUGUUCUCCCAGUCACACAGUAACGAAGAGGCACAUAGUUGCGGAAAUGUCUCCGGGUCAAAGACGGACCCUUUGUGGAAGGUAACGAUGUUGAUUAGACGGGUACAAGACUGUUGUCAGGCACUAAAGCGAAAUGGAAGCUUUGGGGUGGACCAGUACCCACUUCCUUUUCAGAGACACCCAACUCAUUCAUUACUUCACACAGUUGUGGUAAGCGGUGAAGGGUUGAUUGUGGACUUUAACUUGAGUAUAGAUGAUUCCAAUAGGGAAACCGUAGUUGAAAAAAUGGUCUCCAGAGGUAAGGACGGAAACGAAGGGAUGGUGUUUCUUUGCAAGCCAGAGCUGUCCACACCUUCUAUGUUGGAGCAUCUUUUAAAGGCAGGUGUGCAAAGCGCUGGCAAGGUUGGCGGGGCGAGGGGGCAAAUAGGUGACGAGUUUGUGAGCUCAGAUGGAAAACUCAAGUUGUUCAGAUGUCACCAUGGCUUCAUCCUUUCGGCAGUGUCAAAGGAAAAGCCACGCUCAACAUCUCUUGUCAGCGGCUUCGAGCGAGUGAUUAAAGCUGCAAAUCUAAACCGGGACUUGAGAAGCCUUUAUCGUAUUCCCAGCACAAGCUCAGCAGUCAAUGCUUGGCCACAGUCUGUUCUCUGGGACCUAAUUGAUCUGGUAUUGGUAAAUUCAUGGAUACAGUACAAGCAAGAUUACAGUCACAUUACAGAUUUGCUAUCAUUUAUGGCAUUUCGUUUAGAGGUGGCCAAAGCUUUGAUUCUCUCUAGCGGCGUUGAUGCCCAAGACUCAUCACCCCCCUGCCAUCCUGCUCCAAAACGACAAUGUCCAAAUACAAACUCAAGACCUUCUCCGGUUCUUGAGACCCCUUUGCCUGAUGCAGUGACACGCUAUGAUGGCUUUGGGCACUGGCCGGAGCAACUGGCCGACAGCGAGGAGGCCAAGUGUAGAUUUGGAGGCUGUGAGCGAACGUCACGUGUGCGAUGUCUCAAAUGCUGUGUGUUCCUUUGCAUUUCGAAAAACCACAAUUGCUUCCUUAAGUUUCACAGUCAGGGUGCUUCCUAAGGCCUACAGUCUGUGGUAAAUGUGAUGAAUUACAUCUCAUUGGUUUAUUUUGGAUGUUUAUUUAAAAUUAUGUGUUUACAUUUCAUAUGUCCAACUAAAUAUAUUUUAUUGUAUUCCACCCGCAAACUGUAGAACAAGAUGUUGUAGACAUUGUUUUCAGUUUAUGUUCAGAAUGUGAUUCUAUUGAUUGUGUUGCAAAAGCACAUUAUUUGUAUUAAAUAAAAGCU
Triplophysa rosa is the source of this 7140-nucleotide messenger RNA. RefSeq lists its product as uncharacterized. The record is from RefSeq and is a predicted model, not a curated record. Bases 209 to 6913 code for a protein of 2234 amino acids. The transcript has 10 exons. Gene Ontology annotation, cellular component: nucleus. Gene Ontology annotation, biological process: regulation of transcription by RNA polymerase II. Gene Ontology annotation, molecular function: RNA polymerase II cis-regulatory region sequence-specific DNA binding; DNA-binding transcription factor activity, RNA polymerase II-specific. NCBI's taxonomy places the organism in Eukaryota, Metazoa, Chordata, Actinopteri, Cypriniformes, Nemacheilidae.